AUGAAGAUCUCUAGCUUUCAGCAGAAGAACGUAGAGGGCUUUAGUGAAGCUUGGGAGAGGUUCAAGGGCUAUUGGUCUCAAUGCCCACAUCAUGGCUUCACCAAAGAGAGUUUGCUCAUUACCUUUUACAGAGGUGCUCUUCCAGAGUUCAGGAGCAGAUUAGACACAGCCAGCAAUGGUUUCUUCUUGGGUAAAACUGAAGAGGAUGCAGAGGAGCUGGUGGAGAACAUGGCUAAGAGUGACUCAGUCUACAGUGAGGAGUAUGAUAGAAGCAACAGAGGUGAUGAUCAGCACACCAGGAAAGAGCUGAAGUCUCUCCAAGCCAAGUUGGAUCUACUUCUUGGAAAAAAGGCUAAGCAGGAGAAUAUGAACUUUGUUGGUGACCAGAAACAAGAGGCACCUCCAGUGAUCAAUGAGAAAGAGCCCAACUUUCAGUACCAAAACAACUACCAGCAAAGGCCACUCUACAACAAUCAGCAAGGAGGUUACCAAGCCAACCAGUCUCCUCAGACUCAAGGAAGCUCUUCUCAAGCUCAAGCUCCAGAUUCAAGUGUGGAUUCUAUGUUCAAGCAACUCUUGGAAUUUCAGGCAAGAAAUGAGAAGACCAUGAUUUGUGAGUUCAAGAACAUCCAUGCAAAGAUUGAUGGGAACUAUUCUGACCUCAACAAUAAGUACAUGCAACUUGCCUCUCAUCUCAAGGCUUUGGAGAGUCAAGUUGCUUCUAUGCCUUCAUCCUCCAAGCAGCCAAUGGGGUCACUACCAGGGAAACCAGAAAAGAACCCCAAGGAGUCUUGCAAUGUUGUCUUCUCCACUACUUCUCCAGGGAUUGAGCUAAGUGAUCAUGAGAAAGAGGAGGAUGAGAUUGAAAGACUGGUAUUUGGAACUGAGUUUGGGGAAGUUGAGAGAGUUGUUGUGGCCACAGCUGAAGCACAGAUUGUGAAGGAUGCUGCCAGGAAGGUUGAAGCAACAAAUCUGCAAAGAGCUGAGCACAAGGCUGAGAAACAAGUUGAGAAGAGAGCUGACAACAAGCUGAAAAAGGUUAAGCUAGAGGAAGCCACUGAGAUGAUGCUCAUCAACGAUAUUCUAGACCACCAAGCUGAAGUGGCCGAGAUUUUGGACAUCUCCAUUACGAAGAUUGAUCCACCAAUCCCUCCAAAGUCCCUGCCUAAGCUUGAGUCUCAAGGGAUGUUCACCUUGCCUUGCUACCUUGGGAUUGAGAGCAUGGAGCCAAACACAUCUUCCCUACAGUUUGGAGAUUCCUCUUCUACAACUCCUAUUGGUCUCAUCAAGGACUUCCCUUUGAAGAUUGGAGCAUGCACCAUUCCUAUAGACCUCACUGUUCUGAAGAUGGCAACUGAGAAGAGAGUCCCAUUGAUCCUUGGCACUCCAUUCCUUACAACAGUAGGAGCUUGCAUAGACUUUGCCAACAAGAAGGUCACACUCGUAAAUGUGAACAAAGAUGUCUCCUAUCCACUACAAUCACCAAAGAUGAUUGCUGAGUAUUGUGGAACAAUCACUUGUGGAGCAUCCUCCAUUGAGAAGAUCAAGGCUGAAGGGGUUGGUAUUAAGAAAGAAGGUCUUGCUGGAGAGUCCUCUAAAGAGCUGUGUGAUGAGCACUUGGAAAGUGCUACAAAGGAGGAGGUGAGUAGAGCCACAAAGGCUGCUCAUGGCAAAAAGAAGAUGAUGAAAGAACAUUACCCUCCACCUCUUGAUAUAAUGCCACACACUCUUACUCUUCACCCAAUGAAGUUCAAGGAUGGAGCUAUUGAGUACAAGAUCAAAUGCAAAGGAAAGUCUACACCAUUUUUCAAGUGCAAAGGCCAUCAUUACUUCACAGCUCCAAGAUGA
Brassica napus (rape) is the source of this 1848-nucleotide messenger RNA. RefSeq lists its product as uncharacterized. Lineage: Eukaryota; Viridiplantae; Streptophyta; Magnoliopsida; Brassicales; Brassicaceae. The record is from RefSeq and is a predicted model, not a curated record. The transcript has 4 exons. The coding region runs from base 1 to 1848 and encodes 615 amino acids.